AUGGGACAAAUUAUUUAUAAUGAACAAAAAGCAAGCGAGAUAUUAGAUUUGUUAGUUGCAUCAGAUGAAUUAUUAUUGGAUGAAUUAAUUGAGCAUUUUCAAGAGUAUCUUAUAGAAAAACAUGAUAAUUGGUUAAAGAAUAAUGCGAUUAAUGUGCUUCAUACAAGUUAUUAUCAUGAAUCAUGUGAAAAAUUAUACAAGACAUGUAUGAAUAUGGUUUGUCUUAAUCCACAAAGAGUAUUUGAAUCAAAAAAUUUUCCAUUAAUUGAACAACAUAUUUUAUCCUCAAUACUUAAAAGAGAUGACCUAUCUUUAAAUGAAUUCGAGAUCUGGAAUCAUAUUAUAAAUUGGGGAAUUCAUAAUAAUGAUGACUUGGACGAAUGUGGGAAUGUUCAUGAAUGGUCUGAUAAAGAUUUUAAAUUAUUAGGAGAAACUUUAAAAGAAUUGAUCCCUUUUAUAAGAUUUUCUAAUAUGAAAUAUAAAGAGUUUCAUGAUUAUGUCAUACCAUAUAAAAAAAUCCUAUCAGGUUCCCUUUUAACAGAUUUGGAAAAAAAAUUAGAUCCCAUGACAACAAAUAGGACUUCAAAUGGACCAACUAGAAUUUUGCUAUCAAGGAAAAUAGAUUCCAUAAUAAUUAGAUAUGAUAAUGCAUUAAAGAUUGAAACUUGGAUGAGUAGAUCAGAUGGUAGAAUAUCUGAAACCACCAUACUUAAAUAUCAAUGGAAAUUAUUAUUUAGGGCAAGUCUCAAUGGUUAUACAGCAAAAGCUUUUCAUGAUAAAUGUGACAAUAAAGGUAGUUGCGUUGUUGUUGUUAAGAUUAAAGGUCAAGAUCUUGUUAUUGGUGGUUAUAAUCCUUUAGGUUGGUUAGAAAAAGAAGAUUAUUGCGUUGAUGCUAAAGGAAGUUUUAUUUAUUACUUUGAAAACUUAUCUAAUGCUAAAAUCAGCAGGGUUAAAACUGAUAUGUUUUAUGCUAUACCUCAACAUAAAUUUUGUGGUCCGGAAUUUGGUAUGAUUGACUUUUCUAUUGUGGAUUGUUGUAAUGAAUUUAAAAAUAAUUCUUGUAAUCCUAGUAGUAAAUAUGAGAGUACUUUUACUAUUGGUGAUUUUUGUGUAGAAGAUUAUGAAGUUUUUCAAAUUUUAAACAAAUGA
Messenger RNA from Funneliformis geosporum, 1149 nucleotides. Lineage: Eukaryota; Fungi; Glomeromycota; Glomeromycetes; Glomerales; Glomeraceae. The record is from the annotation of a GenBank genome assembly.